AUGAAAUAUUUAAUUAAAAUUAGUCUUAAUCAGUCACAUCCGGUUGUGAAUGGCAGUUUCAACAAAUUCACUGAUAUUCAAAGUUUCACACCGAAAUUCCCGUUCAAAUAUUUUGAUACUGAAGUCAAAAGAUUUGAUUUUUACUCUACUGGUAUAAUAAGUGUAUUCAAAGAUGAAUACUUCGGAUUGAUUAUGGGUCACCGUUCAUUGGAUAACAAUGCUGAAUAUGAGGUUUUGAAUAGCGAGGAAUUACUUGCUGCUAAGUGGUCUGUCAAAAGUGAAGAAGAGGAUGGUACACAGGUUACGUCCAAUAUAACUUAUCUGAUAUAUCCAAAUGGGAAGAUAUCUUUUUAUUAUGACAAUAUUCCUACAAAAAUUGAUAGAAGUAAAUGGAAAGCGAAACUCGCCCAUGCGGACAAGCGUAAAGGAGAUUAUGAAUUUGUUGUUCCUGAUGAAUGGAUAAUAAGAGGCAUGUCGGUGGAGUUUGAAUACAUCGGGACCUAUUGUCCAAAAUACAAUUCGAGUGAGGCAUGCAACAACGCCUUCAAUACUCUGUGUUCAGGUUCUUCUUGUAUUCCAUCCUCUCAACGUCAUACUGUAGAGGUUAUUAUCUUGAAAUGUACUUAG
Messenger RNA from Schistosoma haematobium, 627 nucleotides. RefSeq lists its product as uncharacterized. The transcript is spliced from 10 exons. Bases 1 to 627 code for a protein of 208 amino acids. The record is from RefSeq and is a predicted model, not a curated record. Lineage: Eukaryota; Metazoa; Platyhelminthes; Trematoda; Strigeidida; Schistosomatidae.